UGAAUACACCACAGUUUCACCACAGCACACAAGCCAAACGAAACCCAAGGUGUGUGCUCGACUUUUCCCCCCUGUGUAGCCCCCUUUCCUAACUAUUCUUCACUUUACCCAGGGCACUACAAAGAAAGGAUAUACAGCAGCACACACACAUGGGGCAAUCGGAUACCUAAUAACACAAUACUGUACCUGCUUUUGCCAGUCUGAGCCUUCCUGAAUUGUUCAAAAGGAUCACUGAUACGAUCUGGAAGGGGCUGCGUUGCUUUAAGCCGAGUGAGUGACACACGGAGGGCCGGAGAGAACUGUGUUCCCCAGUGCCUUCUCCAGCCUCAAGUCUUCCUGCGAAGCAGCGCGGGGCAGCCUCCUGCUCUUUCAAACAGCUUCCCCCUCGCUCUCUCGCUCUCGGCCCCCCUCUUCCUCAGACACUCGCGAGUCACAGCCUGCAGCGGCGGUCGGACAGCUCUCCUUCCUCUCCACUCUCCGGGUUCUCACACCUAAAAUGAAAAAGAAAAAAGUUGGCUUAUCCGUAAUUUAUGUUUGAGCCCACCGCAAAACAAAGACUCUUUGAACACUUGGCGAUAUUUCCGAACUGGAGAGAGAGAGACUGUAGAAGACAACUAGAACAGGGUGGAGAGAAGGAAAAGUAAAGAGGAUCCAGCCGUGAUAAUAAUUGUGAAAAAAAGCACAGACUGAUUCAGAUGAUUCUGGUCCACCCAGUUCCAGGUCUAUGGAAAUGCAGGAUCUAGCCAGUCCGCACAGCCGAGUAAGUGGAAGCAGCGAAUCCCCGAAUGGUCCAAACCUUGACAACUCACAUAUCAAUAAUAAUUCCAUCACACCAAAUGGCACUGAAGGUGAUAACAUCACUAUGCUUACCACAGCUGACUGGUUGUUAAGUUCUAGUUCACAGACCGCUGCAGUUAAAACAGAGCCAAUGAGCAGCAGUGAGAUAGCCACCUCGGCAGCCGACGGCUCUCUAGACAGCUUCUCAGGAUCAGCUAUUGGAACUAGUGGCUUCAGCCCAAGACAAACUCACCAGUUCUCUCCACAGAUUUAUCCUUCCAACAGACCUUAUCCACAUAUCCUUCCUACUCCUUCAUCCCAAAAUAUGGCUGCGUACGGACAGACGCAGUACACCACAGGCAUGCAGCAGGCCUCUGCGUACGCAUCGUACCCUCAGCCUGGCCAGCCCUACGGAAUUCCAGCCUAUGGUCCAUUGUGGGCAGGCAUAAAGACGGAGGGUGGGCUGGCCCAAUCGCAGUCCCCGGGCCACACCGGCUUCCUCAGCUACAGCUCCAGCUUCUCCACGCCCCAGACGGGCCAGGCUCCCUACAGCUACCAGAUGCAAGGAGGCAGUUUCACAACAACGUCAGGGCUGUAUGCAGGAAGCAAUUCUCUGACAAAUUCUUCUGGAUUCAACAGCACGCAGCAGGACUAUCCCUCUUAUCCAGCCUUCGGCCAAGGUCAAUACGCGCAGUAUUACAACAGCUCUCCGUACACGUCCCCGUACAUGACCAGUAACAACACCAGCCCCUCCACCCCCUCCACCACCGCCACGUACACCCUGCAGGAGCCCCCCUCUGCCAUCACCAGCCAGGCGCUCACUGACCCCCCCGCAGGAGAGUACAGUACAAUCCACAGUCCAUCAACUCCCAUUAAAGAUUCAGAUUCGGAUCGAUUGCGUCGAGCUUCGGAUGGAAAGUCACGUGGCCGGGGGAGAAGGAACAAUAACCCGUCACCGCCUCCGGACUCUGACCUUGAGCGCGUUUUCAUCUGGGAUUUGGAUGAAACAAUCAUCGUUUUCCAUUCCUUGCUCACCGGGUCUUACGCCAAUAGAUAUGGAAGGGAUCCCCCUACGUCUGUGUCAUUAGGCCUGAGGAUGGAAGAAAUGAUCUUCAACUUGGCGGACACACACCUAUUCUUUAACGACUUAGAGGAGUGUGACCAGGUUCACAUCGAUGACGUUUCCUCAGACGACAACGGUCAGGAUCUGAGCACGUACAACUUCGCCACGGACGGCUUCCACGCCGCUGCGACGAGUGCGAACCUCUGCCUGGCCACCGGCGUGCGGGGAGGAGUGGACUGGAUGAGAAAGCUGGCCUUCCGCUACCGACGAGUAAAAGAAAUUUACACCACGUACAAAAAUAACGUCGGAGGUCUCCUCGGACCAGCCAAAAGGGAAGCCUGGUUGCAAUUGCGAGCAGAAAUUGAAGCCUUGACAGACUCCUGGUUAACACUGGCACUGAAAGCACUAACAUUAAUCCACUCAAGGUCAAACUGUGUGAACAUUUUAGUGACAACAACGCAGCUCAUACCCGCUCUGGCAAAGGUGUUGCUUUACGGACUGGGAAUAGUGUUUCCAAUUGAAAAUAUUUAUAGUGCAACAAAAAUCGGAAAAGAAAGCUGCUUUGAGAGGGUAAUCCAGAGGUUUGGGAGGAAAGUGGUUUAUGUUGUCGUGGGAGACGGAGUGGAAGAGGAGCAAGGCUCGAAAAAGCACAACAUGCCGUUCUGGAGGAUCUCCAGCCACUCAGACCUGAUGGCGCUGCACCACGCUCUGGAGCUGGAGUACUUGUAGCGGCAGGGCGGAGGCUCGCUCAGCCCGGAGGCCCCGCCCCCUCGCAGCGCGCAUCCCGCGCCCGCCGCCCCGCCACAAACUGAGCGCCACGCCCCAGCGUGUCCACACAGCCACAAUUCGUCUUAACCCCUGACCUUUUUCUAAACGGAGGAGAGUGAAUUUAUGGCAGUGCAGCUGCUGGCCCCGGUUACUGUGAAUUGGCUGCUUUCAAAAGCCAUCAAAAUGUUUUACAGCCCUGUCUGUGCCGUGCCUCUACAAGGGUUCACACCUGUGAAGAAACCAGAGCUACCGAUGUCUCCAAGCCUCACCGGACCUAAACUCCACUCAGCCUCCCUCCGCUUCUGCCUCUCCCGGCACAAAGACAGUGGGGUUUGUCUGCCCAUAGAAGGCCCUCUUUUGAUCACCAUUGUCUCUGUGGUAUCCUGUGUUCUUAUUUAUGGACUGAGGGUGUGAGAGCAAGGCAGCCCCAACAUCCCCAACCCUCUCCCAAAAAACCUCCAAGGUACUUCUGUGUAAGACUUGUGCCUUCUCACAAUGCAAAGUACUUUUAAUUCCAUCCCACCGAGAAGAAGUCGUUUAUGGAAAAAGGUUUUCUAAUUAUUUAAGAAAAGAAACUUUAUUUACAUUGCUGAGACAAUCGUGUACAGAAGAGAUCUUUUUUUUUGUGUGUGUAAAUUUAUAAUCACUGGACUAUCCCUUCACUAUUGGUUUAGCUACAUGCUGUUGGAAGGUGGCAAUGCAUUUUCAUUGAAGUAUAAAGGCAUGGUUGCACAUCAGCUGGUGCUGUGCCUUAAAAGUGUUGAUGUGUUCAAGUUUUUUGUUCAUUAUAUAAAUAUGUAGAUAAUGGGAUUUUUUGUGAUAAUUUGUUUUGUCAAGACCAAAAGCAUGGAUGUCAAGUGUCAAUGACUAUUUUGUUCAAGCUCUUCAUCUUCUCUACCUUCUAUCCUGUCCCAGUUUCACAGUUAGCGAUGGCCUUGAGUCUCCUCUCAAAUGAAUCAGAAAUGAGAGCUUCUUCUGAAAAAAAAAUGACUCUGAAUUGUUUUUAGAGGUGUCUUAUUUUAGUGCUCAUGUCUUUGGAACUGUAACUUUUAAACAGAGUACUUGAGAAGUCAUUAGGUGACAAAUCCCACGCCCAGGCAUCCAUGAAAAGAAUAACAUAGAGCAUGUUUAAAAGAAAUUAUUAAAGUGGGGAAAGGGUUUGAUAAUGCAGACGUCUGGUACCUAGCACAUAUCUCAGAACUGACCUCCUGGCUGACACUAUAAUCAAUGUAACUACUAUUUGAACAAAGCAAGGUUUAACCUCAGCCUCCCUAGAAGAAACAUUGAACGCUUAGAAUGUGUUUUAUUACUUUUUUUACAAGCGCUAAAACAAAAACUCUUGUACACCGAGCAUUAUUUUGUAUGAAGUAGUCUUUUUAACAAGUCAUGUUACUUUGAUUUUUGAAUCGUGUUCCGUGUCCUCUGUGAUCGCUGUAGUUUAAAUUCAUAACGCCCAUUUCGUGAGGCUAACCUGGUGUAUGGACUGGCAUUGUCACAGGUCCUGGACCUUGAGAAAGCCGUGAGGCGAGAGGGCUGAGAACAUGUGUGUGCUUUCAACUGUGAAUUUCCUACCUAGGAACUUACCCUAGCUGUUUCUGACUCUCCCUGCCCACACAUGCUCACGGUAGCUCUGUUUCAGCUGGUUAUGGAAGCCCAUAUACGAAACCAUAUUUUUCACCACAUAUGCAACCUUUAUUUUGUUCAUUCUUUUGCUCUUUUGAAAGCAAUGUUUCCCCUGGUGUCAGGGGGACGACAUAUUUGCUGCUAGAUCAAGGUAACAGUAGGCAAUGAAAUAGAUACAGUACUGCAAGCUUUUUUAUGUUGCAAUCAUAAUGCGAACUGGAAAAAUUUACAUUACCCGGGCCUCAUUGUUAAACACAAAGUUUGUUGUGUCUGCAAAAGAUGUGUACAGAUUUUUUUGACAUUAUUAUUUGUUUGUGUUUAAAUUAAUAAAAUUGAU
Molecule: messenger RNA, 4568 nt
Organism: Conger conger (European conger)
Lineage: Eukaryota; Metazoa; Chordata; Actinopteri; Anguilliformes; Congridae
Gene: eya1
Product: EYA transcriptional coactivator and phosphatase 1
Exons: 20
Coding region: 725-2569 (614 amino acids)
Biological process (GO): positive regulation of DNA repair; multicellular organism development; cell differentiation
Cellular component (GO): nucleus
Molecular function (GO): protein tyrosine phosphatase activity
Source: RefSeq, a predicted model, not a curated record